Vicugna pacos (alpaca) is the source of this 617-nucleotide messenger RNA. Lineage: Eukaryota; Metazoa; Chordata; Mammalia; Artiodactyla; Camelidae. The record is from RefSeq and is a predicted model, not a curated record.
UAGGUGAGGACGAAGUGCGAUCAGGCCUGCAAAGCCUUCCGCUCGGUGCCUGAGACGCUUAAUGACGUUUGCUGGAUGCAGUGUCUGUAUAUUCAGAUACUUCCACACUACUGGCUUCUCCCCGGUGACUGUGGGCAGGUCGGAGGACCAGAGUGGGUUCUCCUGUGUCCUCCCAGCGCCCGUGACGCCGGCCUUUGCAGGUCCAGAGCUACACGGAGCACUACUGCAACAACUCCACCGACCGGCGCAUCCUGCUCAUGUUCCUGGACAUCUGCACAGAGCUGAGCAAGCUGUGCCAGCACUUCGAAGCCCUGCACUCCGGCACCCCCGUCACCAACAACCUCCUCGAGAAAUGCAAAACCCUCGUUAGCCAAAGCAACGACUUAAGCAGCCUUCGAGCAAAAUACCCUCACGAUGUGGUGAACCACCUCAGCUGUGACGAGGCCAGGAACCACUACGGAGGCGUGGUCAGCCUCAUCCCCAUCGUCCUAGACUUGAUGAAAGAAUGGGUUGCGCACUCGGAGAAGCUGCCCCGCAAGGAGCUGCAGCACGGGGCGACUUAGCUUCUGUACUCUUGCUUCCUCGGGGGCGACAGUCAAGAAUAAAAGGUGUUCUAC